Molecule: messenger RNA, 2420 nt
Organism: Tachysurus fulvidraco (yellow catfish)
Lineage: Eukaryota; Metazoa; Chordata; Actinopteri; Siluriformes; Bagridae
Product: legumain-like
Exons: 16
Coding region: 148-1884 (578 amino acids)
Biological process (GO): vacuolar protein processing
Molecular function (GO): cysteine-type endopeptidase activity
Source: RefSeq, a predicted model, not a curated record
UCCCAGAAACCUGCUGACCAAACCAAAGUGAAAGUAACUAAACAGUGCUGUAUAUAAACGAUCCUGAUCUCCCUCCUCGGGACACUCACUCCAUUAACAGAUUCCUGAAGACAUCCCAGGAGAGACAGCAAGAACUUUGUAGUCGAAAUGGCAGCAAGCGAUAGCAAACACUGGGUUCUCCUGGCAGCAGGUUCUAAAGGUUGGGAAGACUACAGGCAUCAGGCCGAUGUGUGUCACGCUUACCAAGUCAUGCACCGGAAUGGGAUUCCAGACAAACAGAUUGUGGUGAUGAUGUAUGACGACAUCGCUAAUAAUGAACAAAACCCUGAAAAGGGUAAAAUCAUUAGGAUACCAAAUGGACGAAAUGUUUACAAUUAUCGCAGAGUUAUGGUUCCAAAGGACUACACUGGAGAGAAUGUUUCAGCUGAAAACUUUCUUGCUGUACUGCGUGGAGAUUCAUCUGCAGGAGCAAAAGUCAUACAAAGUGGUAAAAAUGAUACUGUGUUCGUCUACUUAUCAGACCAUGGAGGUCCUGGUAUCUUUGGAUUUCCAAGUUCCACACUUUAUGCACAUGACCUCAUUGAAACAGUGACAGCAAUGUCACAGGCAGGCAAAUUUUCAAAGAUGGUGAUUUAUAUAGAAUCGUGUUGUUCUGGAUCAAUGGUGGAGAAGCUGAAUGAGCUGAACAUCAGCAACGUGUAUGCAGUUUCUUCAUGCAAGCCUGAUGAAAACAGCUAUGGUCUUUAUAUGGACAAAAAAUUAAACGCUUGUCUUUCUGAUGUCUUCACUCAUUGCUGGCUACAACACACUAAGACCGUAAGACUUAACACAACUACAUUUGGAGAUCAGUUUUCCUACCUGAAAGAAAAAGUCAGUGAGGCUGCGAGACGUGCUGGAGUGUCUCAGACGCCUUGUAACUACGGUGACAUGAACAUAGCUAAUGUAAUGUUGAGUGAACUCCUUGGUGAAUCACCUGCCCCUGUCACGAGAGCUGGAUCAGUCCCACCUACUGACUUCACAGUGUCUGACGUGAUAGACACUACAGAAAUUCCACUGCUAAUAAAGGCAAACAGGAUUGCAAAUGAAAAGGACCCUAAAACAAGAGAGAUCCUGGAAAGCCAAUAUGAUGAUCUUGUACGAAAGAGGAAGACUAUGGAUGAAGCACUGAAGAAGAUUGAAAUGCGACUGAAAGGCCAACAAACUCUGGCGGAAAAACAUGAGGUGACUCGUACGUACCUGCUCAAAGACGUGGCUGAACAUUUUAAGAACAAUCUCUUCAACUGGGAAAAGGAGCCAGAUGUUGUCACUCAUCUACAUUUCCAGGUUCUGGUGAAUCUGUGUGAGUCUGGGCUGAAGGUUGAGAGCAUCAACAAAGCCAUUACUCAUGUCGCGAAUUCUCCUUCAUUGCGCUCAAACCACUUCCCAGCAGUCACUGGAGCACAGGGCGUCCUCGAGAUAAUUGAUAACUUCGACAGAAAAGGAAACGCAUAUGCUGAUGGUCUGUAUGCAGAAAAGAAGACGUACGCUAGUGCUUCUGAAAAUAAACCUGGGAAGCGCAUUCGUAAAUCUGGAGCCAAAUAUCAGGCUGGUGUAGGACGAGUUGGAGCAGCGUGGAGCGUAUUUGCUGUCGAAGCUAACUGUCCAAAUGUUUCUGCUGAGGCUAUGGCUAAUGUCCUGGAAGGAAGAGCCAUGGCUGCAGCGGAGCUUGUAAGUGUAUCAGCUGUAGCUGGUCCAGUACAAUUAAAGCUGGGCCUUGGGCUUGAUACUGGUGUGAGUCUUGGCCCAGCUAAAUUUGAAUUAAAGAUUCUAGGGACUGGAGUGUCAUUUGGCAGCACAAUGGGAAUUUCACUUUUUGGAAGUGAGUUUAAACUAAAACUAUUUUGAAGUUAAACUGGAUUAAUUUACACAAGACACAAAUGACUUAUAAACAGGUUGUACUUCUUAGUCCUUGUGUGAGGAACCAGUUCACUUCAUUCUACACUUGUGAUGGGAUGUUCGUUUCUUUUCCCCUGAACCGGUUCUUUUAACCGGACAGUUCGAUUUAAUGAACCAGUUCAAAAAUCCAGUUCACCAGUUCUUUUCCGUCCUGACAUAAUGACGUCAUUCACAAUGACGUAAUGACGUAAAUUCCAUCAUCCCGUUCACUAAAAAGAACCGGUUCAAAAGAACGAUUCAUUCACGAACUGCCGGCAGAUAUUAAUAUAAUCAUUUUAACACAUUCGAAAAGUUCUUUGUAAUCAUAACUUUAGUUGAAUACGUUUCUUACAUUUAUGUAUUGCAACUAAAACAUCAAGUACAGGCAUUGAUGUGUAAACGUGGAUUUUUUACGUGUCUUAAAGAUAUAAAGUUAAUAAACUAAUUGUAAACUUACAAAAAGCGGCAUAUAAAAAUACAGACUAACCUGCACAACAGUCAAUAGU